CGGAUUCCGAAUGGAUGACUAAAAAUAGCGUUGGGAAUUUCUAGUAGAAAAUGAAAGCCAGCAACACAGAGAGAGAUUAUGGGAGAUAGACUCGAUGAUGAACCUAACAUUCCUUUGCCGAGAAACAAACUUAGUACUCAAAAGGUAGCCGGAGAGACAGAACCAGAAAAAAGUCACCAUUCCGCGUCAAACAUACCGUGGAUACGUACAGGUUCCAAGUCUGUCCAUAUCUACCCUUCACAGGCACAGAAUGACAGGUCAAUUCCAGAUAAAAGGUCUGUUUCGUUGCAACAACCGGUCAAAGCCGAGCCGGAAAAAGUCUUGACGAACAUUACAUCUUCAAACAUCAACACUGAUCUAGAACCAUCUUUGACUGUUAACAACCUUCCGUUUCACAACCAGUUCACGUCUAAGCGGCAAAGAGGAGAUUCAAACGAACCGACUGACCAUACGGUCCCUACUAGUCAGGCACACACAAUAGAACACGAUGCACGACCAAAAGAAGAUAUUACACGUGUGUUGGGCUCAAAUGAUGUUGCCGUGGAACCCAGUUCUGUGGACAACCAUGAGCAUGCCAAACCUACACAGGACGUUUCUGACUAUGACGUCACUGUGGAUGACCAGUCGACAUCUUUGAUCAUGUCUAAAGCGGGUCUUCAGACUCUACUGGAAAAGUUCCAGGAUUUCUUACAACAGGCUAACGACUUACAGAGGAGGAACGAAACCUUUCUACACAGCAUUAGACAUGACGAUAGAACAAGCCGUGAUGACUUGCAGCGACGGCUAACUGAAACGAAAGAUAAUUUGACACACUUAAAAGACCGGAUCCAAGAUGGCGAUAAAGAAUUACGAUCCUUGGAGGAAACGGUUGGACAGGUGGUUCGCAGAGUAGACGGUCUGUGUGAGGCGUUUGAAAGAAAAAGCACCGCACAGAGUGCAAUAGUCUUCCACGGAGAUGGAGACAAACAUUCACACGGACAUAGAGACAAACAUUCACGUCAUCGUCAGGAUAAGACGACCGAUAGAAGAGAUCGAAAACAAUUGACCAAUCAAAAAGACCAACACGAAACGACUCAUCGAGAAGAAGACAACAACAAACUGGACACCGACGACGGUCAGCCUCGUGACGAACAAUUAGGUCGAGGAGAUGACAAUAGCCACCAUAAAUACGACACAGGCUCUAGACGACAGACAGAAUCCAAACCUAAUGAUGGAGAUUCUCCCUCAAAUGUACAUAUAUCCACUGACAUCAGCGGACUGCAUGUAGAGUCGAAUAGUCCACAUAGAUCUGUACAUGUAGCAGAUGAAGGCGAAACGAGACGUCAAUCUGCUUCGUCUUCUUCUGAAACAAGCAAAGAUAUUAGAAAACCAAAGAAAGGUGAUGUAAACUCGGCGAUAAGUACUGACGUUCACGAACGAAACAGAAUCAAUUCUAAUGUUCCUGAAAUGAAUGAACCUCAUGUUGAUGACGUGAAACGAAAUUCAAGGGCAAAGUCUAAGUCGAAAUCUGGGGACAGAAGAAGGUCGAAGUCGAUGUUAAAAAAGGAAUCUUCAGUAAGCCGUGAACAGAAAGUAACGCAGCUAAGGUCAAAGCCGGGACAGUUAAAAUGUUCCGAACUAGGCUUUAAAUAUAGGAAAACGAAAGUGAGGGGGGAUAACAGGGUGAAGGUUAUACGUCAUGAAGUCGUCUUACGUGGUGGCGCCACAUGUGAUCUGGUAGACAGCAACAUUAAGUUUAGAAAUCCUAGAAAGGAGACGAGUACCAACUCAGAAGGUGCAAAAUACGCAUCACAUAAUCCAUUCUUUGACGUACAGGGUGAUUUUGACGCUUUUGACCUACACUCGGAUGUGUCGGCGCUUGGAUUAGAUGCGAUGAGUAUGACAGAGGCCGAUAUUACGGCGUCAAACAAUUGGGUAUCGAAAGCUAACGAGGAACGACGAAGAGGUACAUUUCUCGCUCCGUAUCGAGGGAAAGGCCCCGACACGGUGCUGCUUUUGGAUACCUCAGAAAGCAUGCGUGGUCAGCCGUUCAACGACAUGAUUCAAACUGCCAAGCAGAUCAUAGAUGGUAUACAGAACAUAAGUAUGACAAUAGGUGUUGAAGAAAAUAUUGGGAUCGCUGUAUUUGGACAAGAGACGACCGUUUUGAGGCAUUUAACGAUGGAUUAUGUCGAUCUGAAGUCUUCUUUAGAUACACUAAAAGCCGCAGGCCCGAGUCCGUUAUCAGCCGGCUUUGUGAUGGGUCUUGCAGCUUUAUUAGGAAACGCAUCCGGUAUUACGAGCGUUAAAAACGUACCACUCUCUCCCAGAGUUAUCCUGAUUAGUGACGGACACGCUACACUAGACAGAUCAACCACGGAGGAGAAGUCGGAAAACGCCUUAAUGACUUCGCAUAUACGGCUUCUACUGCUGCCAGUCCUGAAUGACCACGCCCAUCGAGGAAACCGCGUGUUUUGUGUACCUGUUGGGGACGCUAAAAUGGUCUACUUCGAGGACAUUUGUAAACAGACGAAAGGAAGGAUUUACUUGACCAGUGAUGUCCACAGACUUGUUAAAAUGACCCAGGCUGAGGUUUCUGCUAUAGAGAUGUUUGAAGGGCUGAAAGGAAAUAACAGGGAACAGAUGCUAGAAAUACUCACCGCUGGUUCUAUGUAUGGGUCCUCCGUCCAGCAGGAUGCAGAGGACAUCGUUGAUUACAUCGAGUACCUGAGAAAAAGAGACACGUCUACAAUGGGAUUAGAACAACCAAUGCAUAAGGAACACGACCCAAAUAUGCCCCCGAUAGGGACGCGCAUGCGCCGCGGGUCGGCUUGGAAGUGGGCAAACCAGGACACAGAGGGACCAGGAACUGUCAUUGGGCAUCAGAAGAACGGAAUGAUAUGGGUUGAGUGGGACAAUGGCUUUAAGAAUCGGUAUCACUACCAGCCCGGCUCCUACGACGUGAAGGAGGUUGAUGAACCGCGACAGAUCCUUGGGGACCACUUGAUAGCUGUCGGCUAUCAGGUCAAACGAGGUAUUGACUGGACUAACGGUGACCAGGAUGGCGGGCAAGGCAGCAUCGGGACUGUGUUUCUAGUGAAAGAAAAUGGCAAUGUUGGGGUUCGUUGGCAAAAUGGUCGUAUGGAUAUCUAUAAAUUUGGUGCGGAAGGACGAUUUGAUCUUGAAAUAUGUGAUCCAAAUACCACUCCUCGUCCUCGUGUUAAAACCGGCCGGGAAGGUUCUCCGAACGUUCAGACAGGUGGGAAUGAUAGCUUGCCAAGGAUUACUCCGAGAAACGAUCCAUCGCUCACAAUGGUCCAACCGGAUUCCAACAGCUCCCGACAUAUAGAAUCAUACUUGCCGUCCGUGGAGGAAAUGAAUAGGAAAAAUACGUCAUCUACGUCAUCUGCGUCAAAACCUCAACCAUCAUCUACACAUUCUAAAGAAAAAGUUGUUUCGUGUCAAGAUUUAGGCAGUGGUGAUGUUGAAUCGUCGGUAAAGCCUGACCCCUCUGGUACCGACUACCGCGUGAAGUGGCAGUACGCCAACAGUGAAGGUCAGUUCAAAGACUACCCCGGUAACGUCAAUGGCAAGAUGGAGGCUACAUAUAUCAAACGGCCGAGUGGGACCGUCAUCAUCAACAUGGACGGUGUGGGGUAUAGAAUCAGCUUCACAAAGAUGGUACAAGUUGAAAUCAGUUCGAAAGAAACAGUAAAUAUACGACGAACAGUGCUAGCAUAAAUGAGGUCUUACGACUACUACCAUGGCUGUUGAACCGAAAUAAAGUGACUACCGACCUGGGAGAUUCAUUGAAUUCUGAUGACUACCACCAUUGAUGGUGAAAGGAAUUCUACAUGUUACGACUUCCCCAACUGGAGUUUAAAGACACAAUUAAAACAUAAGAAAAGGUUCAUAAGCAUAAACAAAAAUACUACGCGUGUCUUUCAUUAAAUGAUUGGAAUGCUUUGAAAAUGUGUUAAGCAGGGAAUGUUUAGCAUUACUCCUAAUACCACGAACAGGCGGUCUAAAGUGGUGUGGUGUCAUUAUUGGUAAUACCACGAACAGGCGGUCUAAAGUUGUGUAGUGUCAUUAUUGGUAAUACCACGAACAGGCGUCUAAAGUGGUGUAGUGUCACUAUUGGUAAUACCACGAACAGGCGGUCUAAAGUGGUGUAGUGUCUCUAUUGGUAAUACCACGAACAGGCGGUCUAAAGUGGUGUAGCUAUAUAUAUAUAGUGUCACUAUUGGUAAUACCACGAAAAGGCGGUCUAAAGUGGUGUAGUGUCACUAUUGGUAAUACAAUAUAUAUAUGUGUUAGACACGUCUGUAAGGUGUCUCGUACAGACUUGUAUAGACUUGAUAAAUGAUGUUACUGAACAAUGUAUAGACUUGAUAAAUGAUGUUACUGAACGAUGUAUAGACUUGAUAAAUGAUGUUACUGAACAAUGUAUAGACUUGAUAAAUGAUGUUACUGAACAAUGUAUAGACUUGAUAAAUGAUGUUACUGAACAAUGUAUAGACUUGAUAAAUGAUGUUACUGAACAAUGUAUAGACUUGAUAAAUGAUGUUACUGAACAAUGUAUAGACUUGAUAAAUGAUGUUACUGAACAAUGUAUAGACUUGAUAAAUGAUGUUACUGAACAAUGUAUAGACUUGAUAAAUGAUGUUACUGAACAAUGUAUAGACUUGAUAAAUGAUGUUACUGAACAAUGUAUAGACUUGAUAAAUGAUGUUACUGAACAAUGUAUAGACUUGAUAAAUGACGUUACUGAACAAUGUAUAGACUUGAUAAAUGAUGUUACUGAACAAUGUAUAGACUUGAUAAAUGAUGUUACUGAACAAUGUAUAGACUUGAUAAAUGAUGUUACUGAACAAUGUAUAGACUUGAUAAAUGACGUUACUGAACAAUGUAUAGACUUGAUAAAUGAUGUUACUGAACAAUGUAUAGACUUGAUAAACGACGUUACUGAACAAUGUAUAGACUUGAUAAAUGAUGUUACUGAACAAUCUAGUGCAUUACUUUUGUUUUCUUUUUUCUGUUCUGACAUUCGUCAGUGCUGAUGAAAUGAAAUUAAUAAAAUAUUGAA
Messenger RNA from Mizuhopecten yessoensis (Yesso scallop), 5065 nucleotides. RefSeq lists its product as uncharacterized. The record is from RefSeq and is a predicted model, not a curated record. Gene Ontology annotation, molecular function: ubiquitin-protein transferase activity; metal ion binding. Bases 79 to 3720 code for a protein of 1213 amino acids. Gene Ontology annotation, biological process: protein ubiquitination. Lineage: Eukaryota; Metazoa; Mollusca; Bivalvia; Pectinida; Pectinidae. The transcript has 22 exons.